CCCACAUGCUGCUUUACGCAAGAGCUGUGCUGGAAGUAGACUCUGCCCGGGUGGCUGCCACCAGCCUGGCCCUGGCCAAAGGGCAGGCACAGCCCCUGUGUAAAGGCAGCUGUGCUGGGGCUCUGGCUCACAGCUGUGCUGGAGCUGAGCAGAGGACAUGCUGGUGGGAAAGGACAUCCUGGAGUGGAGAGAAGCAGGAGAUCACCCCUGCUCAGGGCUCGAUUCUUCCUCCCCCGCAGGCUGGACUGUCCUUCUUGCAAAGAUGGAUUACGCCAAGUCCCUGAGCCUGCGCCUGGCUGCCCCUGUCUCCAAAUGUGUCUCGGCAAGUGCCUCCAUGACCCAGCAGCUGUUGUCAAGCCCAGCCCCACGGCCCCGACCCUUCCGUGUCUGCAACUGGGACCGCAGUCUGCGGAAAGGCAUCAUGGCACACAGCCUCGCUGAGCUGCUGCGCCAGGCUCAGAGCGCCCUGCUCGCCCCGGGUCCUGUCUCGCUGGUGCUGGAUGAGGAUGGAACUGUAGUGGAGACAGAGGCUUUCUUCCGGACGCUGGAGGAGGGCACGGUGCUGAUGGCACUGAGCAAGGGACAGACCUGGACCGCCUCGAAGACGCCUGGCUACCAGCUAAGCCUGUCCCGUAAGCCCCCUCGGAGGAUCGAUGUUGCCUGUGUCACAUUUGACCUCUACAAGACCAACCCACGGGACCUGGGCUGCCUCAACGUCAAAGCCACACUCUACGGCACCUACAGCAUGUCCUAUGACCUGCGCUGUUACGGGGCCAAACGGUUGAUGAAGGAAGCCCUGCGCUGGACGCUCUUCACCAUGCAGGCCACCGGCCAUGUCCUGCUCGGCACCUCCUGCUACAUGCAGCAGCUCCUGGAUGCCACGGAGGAGACGAAGGAGACAGAGAGCAGCCCAGCAGUGCAGAGCCUCCUGCCCUGCAGUCUCCCACCCUUGCCCCGCAGGAAGACGCUGCAGUGAGGGUCGGGUGCCCUGUUCCCUCUCCUCUGUCACUCCCCCAAUCCCUGGGGGUCCUAGCACCCUGUUAGGUCAAUGCCAGGGGAAGGCUGCCACGGUGCCUGGCACAGCCUCUCCUUGCACCUUGCUGGCUGAGCACAGCCAGCUCUUCUCUGUAAUAUCUAUUACUCUGUAAAUAUAUUUAUUUAAGUAAAGCUCUACUGACUUUAA
Messenger RNA from Calidris pugnax (ruff), 1183 nucleotides. RefSeq names its product cell death-inducing DFFA-like effector c (gene CIDEC). The record is from RefSeq and is a predicted model, not a curated record. The transcript has 5 exons. Lineage: Eukaryota; Metazoa; Chordata; Aves; Charadriiformes; Scolopacidae. Bases 158 to 976 code for a protein of 272 amino acids. Gene Ontology annotation, biological process: regulation of apoptotic process; apoptotic process.